GGCAGUAGUAGGACACACAGCGACCUCCCUCAUCCAGUGACUGCCUCGCGCUGCUGCUGCUGCUGCUCUGCUGAGCAACACGUUCAUGCCAAGUGUUCUCACCCACACACUUUAACAGCAUCACACACACCUCUUAACCCAUAACUUCACAGCGUUAUGAAGAAACUAUAAUAAAAUGAUCAUAACUAAUUCAUUCCGAUAGAAAACCUUGGAAACAAUGUAAAUAAUAACCAGACUGAGUGAAGCGAGCCUAAGAGAUCACGUGUGUGUAACUAACCUCCUUGAAGAUCUCCCUUCACUACUCGCUACCUGAGAAAUUGACACUUAUGCAGCGCUGCAAUGCUAGUUAGUGAUUUAAGCAAUCCUUGUUGCGCUCAUCGAAACUGCAAGAUUUUCAUUCUUCCUCGGAAGACAUCAAGUAACCUCUAAAAGAUACCUUGAAGACCUUGAAGAGAUCUUCAAAUGCUUCCGAGAUUACGGGGGAGAAAAAAAAAAAGCUUGUUUUCCAUUAACCUCGAGCUCUCAUCAAGGGCUUGAAUGGAUCUGCAGACGUUACAAGGACCUGGGAAAGUAUUCAGCGGGGAAAAAAUUGAGAGUUCCACAUUAGACAAAAUCACAGCGAAUCCUAUAGACACCCCGGCCAAGAAAAUUCCCAGCAAUUGUUCAGAGCUCAUAGAAAACGUUCCUUGAUAGCCAACACUCGCCUCUCAAGGGUUAAAAAACGAAAAACUCAUAUUUUUUGUUAAUUAAAACUUUCCAAACAUUUUCUAGGAUAAAAACUUUGAGAUAAAUGCAAGAAACAUUGCCAAGGUGUUUCCAGAAAACAUGUUUGUGGAGCUUGUGUAAGAAUAUUUAUGUCGUUUCUGCUUGGUACAACACGCUGGAAGAUCGCUAUCAGUAACUACAUUCCAAAUCCUCCAGGACAAUAGUGUUGCAAGAGAUUUACGCAAAUAUUUUCUUAAAAAAUUAAUUCUUCAGUUGAGUCACUUAGAAAAGAUAUGCUAUUUUAGAUCUUAAAAGGAAGAUAAAAAUUGUUGAUAUUGUUGCAAGUUGAGAAAGUUGCUGACACUUCGACAAGUGCAAGUAGACAAGGUUGUUGACACUACCCCAAGUGCAAGUAGACUAGUCACUACCGCAAGUGCAAGUAGACUAGUUGUCACUGCCGCAAGUGCAAGUAGACUAGUUGUCACUACGGCAAAUAUAAGUACACAAACUUGUUGGCACUACCGCAAGUGCAAGGAGACUAGUUUGUUGUCACUACCGCAAGUGCAAGUAGACUAGUUGUCACUACCGCAAGUGCAAGUAGACUAGUUUGCUGUCACUACCGCAAGUGCCAGUACAGAAAGUUGUUGAUUCAAUAACAACGUAUUCUUGAGCUGUUUUUCAAGACAGUUUGACGCAUCUCUAGAAAGAUUUUUUUUUGGGGGAAAGCAAAAUCUUUCACAUCAUUUCCAGGAAGAGGAGCUUUCUCUGAGACUGUUGCAAGAGACAUCAUUCCAUACCUCUGCAAGAGGCUACUGGGAGACCUGCAAGAAACUAUAUUGCAAAACUUUCCAGCAAGACUAGACCUCGCGGGUCGUGGGAGGCAAGACCAUGGCCUGGAAGAGACUGUGUUGCCACGCAUGGAUUAUUGCCAUGGUUCUCUUCGUGGAAGACACUGCCACCAUCCGCAUCACACGGGUGCGGGUGCCAGAGACGGUGGAGGCCGGUGGUGAGGGUGACCUGGAGUGCUCCUGGGAGGAGGACAGUGACAACAUAUACUCCAUUAAGUGGUACCAGGGCGCCCACGAGUUCUACCGCUACACACCCACCGCCGCCCACCCCGUACAGAUCUUUGACCCGCCCACCCUCGACGUUGACAGAGACAAGUCAUGGGGCGGCAGUGUGAGGAUAUCCAACGUCAGCGUGGCAGCAGAGGGACCUUUCCACUGUGAAGUAUCCGCCGACGGCCCCACCUUCCACACUGCCUCAGAAGCUGCCUCUCUCAUGGUCGUUGACCGACCGGACGGGGGCCCGAUAAUUACAGGUGGUCGUCGUGAGUACCUGCUAGGUGAGGGUGUGGAGGUGUACUGCACCUCACGCAGAGCACGACCUCCACCCCACCUCUCCUUCAGUGUCAACAGUCAGCCGGCGUCACCAGGGUGGCUGGAGCCGCAGGUUGACGAGGGUGAGGCGGGGGGACUGACUACCUCUUUCCUGCGUCUGCGGUUUCCGCUACUGCCGCACCUCCUCAGAGGCGGUGAGGUGCGGCUGAGGUGCGUCGCUGAUCUUCCUGGAGUGUACCAGCUGGAGACGUAUGAGGUGCUCUCUACCACACCCCCCUACCACGCCUCUGUUCUGGGGGGCGGAGCUGCAGGUCUGAGAUCAACUGUCGUGUUUGCUGAACUGUUCCAGCUCCUGUUGCUACUGCUGCUUGCUAUAGUGGUCUUCCAGCGCCAUUAAACUAUAUCUGUGUCAUCUCCAGCAUCCCCCAGUCACCUACAGCAUCUCCCAGCCACCUCCAGCAUCCCCCAGUCACCUCCAGCAUCCCCCAGUCACCUCCAGCAAACCUCAGUCACUUCCAGCAUCCCUGCGUCACCUCCAGCAUCCCCCAGUCACCUUCAGCAAACCCCAGUCACCUCCAGCAUCCCCCAGUCACCUCCAGCAAACCCCAGUCACCUUUGGCAAACCCCAGUCACCUCCAGCAUCCCCUUGUCACCUCCAGCAUCGCCCAGUCACCUCCAGCAUCCCUGCGUCACCUCCAGCAUCCCUGCGUCACCUCCAACCCCCCCCAGUAACCAUUAGCAUCCCUCAUCUCAAGCAUCCCUUAGUUAUUCCUGGGUCACUUCUAUCCGCCAUUUCCAGCAUUCAUCUCUAGCAUUCAUCUCCAGCAUCCAUCAGCCAUCCCUGAGUCAUCUCCAGUAUCCCUGAGUCAUCUCCAGUAUCCCUGAGUUAUCAAGUCAUUUCCAGCGUCCAUAACUAAUCCCUGGGUCAUUGCCACCAUCGCUGUAUCAUCCCUGAGUCAUUUCCAGCAUUUCUCAAUCGUUGUCAUCAUCCUUGAGUCACUGUCACCAUCCCUGAGACGUUGUCCCAAUCCCUGGGUCAUUAUCACUAUUUCUGAGUCACUGGCACCAUCCCUGAGUCAUUGUCAUCAUCCCCGAGUCACUGUCACAAUCCCUGAGUCAUCUACAUCUCCAAAAGUUUUCUCCACCUUUCUCUCUCUCUCUCUCUCUCUCUCUCUCUCUCUCUCUCUCUCUCUCUCUCUCUCUCUCUCUCUCUCUCCCACAGACGCAGGAAUAAGGCUGAGCCAGUCAGGCUUCCGGUAGGAGGGUAGCCAGCGGCCCGCCCUCAGCUUCAUUUGCAUACCGGAAAAAGCAAAUCAGAAGGCGCUCAUCCGUGCAAUCACGAAGCACGGAUCUUGGUUAGCAGUGGCACGAAUCUUGGCUAGCAGUGCCACAGAUACCAGCUAGCAAUGGUACGGAUCCUGGCAAGCAGUGGCACGGAUGCUAGCUAGCAGUGGCACGGAUCCUGGCUAGCAGUGGCACGGAUGCUAGCUAGCAGUAGUACGGAUCCUGACUAGCAGUGGCAUGGAUCCUUACUAGUAGUGGCACUGAUCCUGACUAGUAGGAGCCACAGAUCCUAGCUAGCAGGAGCCAUAGAUUCUGGCUAUCAUAAGGCACGGAUCCUGACUAGCAGUGGCACGGAUCCUGGCUAGCAGUGGCACGGAUCCUGGCUAGCAGUGGCACGGAUCCUGGCUAGCAGGUGCCACGGAUCCUCAUAAUUUACGUAGAAACUUAUUACAAUAAACUACAAAAGAAAUUUAAAUAAAAAACGCAGAUAUCUUUCUAAUAUAUUGGUACAGUAAAAUCAUGACUGUGUAUGUGUGUGUGUGUGUGUGCGUGUGUGUGCGUGUGUCUGUGUGUGCGUGCGCGUGUGGAUGAGAUAGUGAGAGAGAGAGAGAGAGAUUGUAUAUUACCAUCUCCACCUGAGGUUCUCUUCGACUACCUUCAUCACACAAAGGUAACACUGCUCAGAGAUCUACAGAGUCCUGCCCAGGAUUCUUCUGCCUUAACUCUCACCACUUCCGAGUCAAAUCAUUACUGACCCACAUAACUGACUUCAUCUAUUUAACAAUGUAAUUAAUGAUGUCCUAGACUUUCUCAAGGCAUGCCUUUCCAAAAUCAGUUGGCCUUCGCCAAGAUUACAUAACCCACGUUAUAUAUCCACAACAUUAUAUAUUCCACAACAUUAUAUAUACCACAACAUUAUCGCCACCAAUGCCAUUAUGUAAACAAAUAAUUAGAUGAAACAAAGUCAGGCCUAUAUGACCAGUACUCACCUAACUGUACUUGCCUAACUGUAGUUGCAAGGAUCGAUUCAUAGUUCCUUGCAACCUCUACUCGCAAGACGAUGAAUAUGCACUCCUUCCCACCAUGUAACACACGGGCAUUGCUUCAGAUACGUGGAUUAUAUAUAUACUGUAUUUUCCGGCAUAUAAGGCGCACGAUCAUACGACAUAUAAGGCAGUGUUUCCAAGCAACAACUGCUAAAGCGUAACCCAAUGGCUACCUUUGACCCUGACCUUGAGCAUAUAAGGCGCAGAGUGAUUUCACAAGACUUUUUGUGGGUGAGAAAAGCCCGUCUUAUAUGCCGGAAAACACGAUAUUCACCCCACGGGUAGACGAAUGGAGCCCUUUACACUUCCCAGAAGGUCUGUCAACUGCUUCAUUCUAUGCAGUUCAAAGGUGAAUGGGAAAGUCACAAUCACAUACCUUCUGGACACUGAAAACAAAAAUCUUGCAUUCUACAAUCACGGGAAACACACGGUUAACUACCAACAUUUCUUCAGCAACAACUCGACACAUAAAAAAAAAAGAGAUCAGAAUCAAGUCUUUAUCUUUGAGCCGUCAAAUCUAUAGUCCGUCUCGAAUCGAAGAAGAAAAUAUAUCAAGACCCAUUUCUUAAAACUAGAAUACCCAGAAUGAUUUACUCACAAAUGUGUAAAUUUAGCCAACAACUCUACUACAAAUCAGUCAGUCCAAACACUACAACCUGUCAUGACUGACUCAGAAACCCCCUUAACCAAAAUAUAAAGAAGACAGUAUAGAACAUAGUCACCAUCGCCCCUGUUUAAUCCAACAAAUUUAGUGACAACAACAACAACACAGCACCAGAAUCGCACAUACCAGGGUGGUCAGUAACAGUAAAAUUUCGUACCUUGUAUAUUAAGGAUAUUUAAUAUAACACAGUUAUGGUAUUUUUUCCGAAAGGGGAUAACUAGAUUAAAAAUUGAGUUUUUGUUGUUAAGAUUUAGAAUUUUAUUCUAGUAGUGAAAUAUUAGUCAGUCUCUUAGAUAUCUGGCUCUUACAGACAUUUUGUUUAAUUUUUAAGGUAAAAGUUUAAGAUAUGUCUACUGAGUCCCCUGUAAGGAUUGUCAUCAAAAAUGCAAGGGACAGACGGGGAGACUUCUGCAAGCACCAAUCAUCGAACACUGAAGAUCCAUCAAAUACUGACACGAGAGCUCAAAUUUCAAUACAUAAAAAGUAAAUCACACUUUCUACGGUAGCGGGGCCACCAUUGUGCACGAAAUAGGUUACGACUACAAAAUAAAAAUGACAGAAGUAGCUGAUACUGACUCGAGCCUCAAUGUCAACGUUCCCAGAUCAUUUUUUUUAAUAAGCAGAGAGUUUUAGUAAGGUGUUCUUAAAGAGUAUGUUGUUAACUAUUUCAGUGAGGACCUGAUGGAAUAUAGAGAUAUGCCACUAAAACAGUACAUUCCAGCACCUCAACACAAAUCUGAGAUGAAUCACCUCACUCCCUCCCGGCUCAUGAACAUUUCUUAAUCCCUCUCUCGUCACCACCAAGUUCAUAUCUUCAUCUGCCCCUAUGAUAUGUUUCCUCCUCACUUAUAUAUCUGCUGAAGAGGAUCUCAGCUCAAGAUCGAAAUAUACAGCUCCUCACUCUCAGUGUUGAUGCCUGCAAUGGUUCAUUAUUCAUCUUUUUUUCAUAUA
Cherax quadricarinatus is the source of this 5990-nucleotide messenger RNA. RefSeq lists its product as uncharacterized. The record is from RefSeq and is a predicted model, not a curated record. NCBI's taxonomy places the organism in Eukaryota, Metazoa, Arthropoda, Malacostraca, Decapoda, Parastacidae.